CUUCCCUCUAAACCCAAAACCCUAGCAUCGAAAUCGAACAGACACUCUCUCUCUAACAGAGCGUCAAUGGCGGACUCCGUGAUUUCUCUUGAUAAGCUGAAAACCAUCUGGCAUUCUCAGAUUCACGACGAGGAGAAAUGGGCCCUCAACGUGAAACUGCUGCGUGCUGCUGGGUUGUUUGCUGGAUCGAUUUUUCUGAUGCGCAAUUAUGGUGAUCUUAUGGCAAUAUGAGAAAUGAUGGAGUGUCCGUCCUUAGAAUGAGCUGAUCUUCUACUGAAGUAAACACCAUGUGGGUUUUCUCCCCACCCCAUACUUAUUUCCAAAACUGAAGGUGUAUUUCAUAUUUUUGUGGAUCAAUUUUAGGAUUAUGUUAUAACUUUUGUGGUAUACUCUUUAGUUGAGUAAUGUUCUUCAGUUUAUAA
Messenger RNA from Pistacia vera, 422 nucleotides. RefSeq names its product mitochondrial import receptor subunit TOM5 homolog. Gene Ontology annotation, cellular component: mitochondrion; mitochondrial outer membrane translocase complex. NCBI's taxonomy places the organism in Eukaryota, Viridiplantae, Streptophyta, Magnoliopsida, Sapindales, Anacardiaceae. Bases 67 to 231 code for a protein of 54 amino acids. The record is from RefSeq and is a predicted model, not a curated record. The transcript is spliced from 2 exons.